AUAGCCAAAUUACACAACACAACCCUCCAAAUCUAAAAGCCUAUAUCUCAGCUCGGUGACGGGUUAGUUUGAAUCCUAAAGAAACAGAGUCAAGGUCAUCGGAGAUGGGUGGAUACGGUGAUCCAAACCAGAAGAUAGACUAUGUCUUCAAGGUUGUGCUGAUAGGCGAUUCAGCAGUGGGGAAAUCGCAGAUUCUGGCUCGGUUCGCCAGGAACGAGUUCAGUUUGGACUCAAAGGCCACGAUCGGAGUCGAGUUCCAGACUCGGACUCUGGUUAUCGAGCACAAGAGCGUCAAGGCUCAGAUCUGGGAUACCGCCGGCCAAGAAAGGUACAGAGCUGUUACAAGUGCUUAUUACAGGGGAGCUGUUGGAGCAAUGUUGGUUUAUGACAUAACCAAACGCCAGACCUUUGAUCACAUUCCUCGUUGGCUGGAAGAGCUGCGCGGCCACGCUGACAAGAACAUUGUUAUAAUACUGAUUGGUAACAAAAGUGAUCUCGAAAACCAACGGGCAGUCCCAACGGAGGAUGCCAAAGAAUUUGCUGAGAAGGAAGGAUUGUUUUUCUUGGAGACUUCUGCUCUUGAAGCAACUAAUGUUGAGACUGCUUUCCUAACCAUCUUGACUGAGAUCUUCAACAUUGUCAACAAGAAGAAUCUAGUUGCCGAUGAGAAUCAAGGCAAUGGCAACCCUGGAUCCCUGGCUGGCAAAAAGAUCAUCGUACCAGGCCCUGCACAAGAAAUUCCUGCAAAGAACCAGUGUUGUACAUCAUUGUGAUCCGUUUUACAUUUCAUUGCUUCAAAUGUAUGUCAGUUUCUUAGUUCUACUUUCUUAGAUAGCAAUUUUUGAAAAGGUGUGUCAAAUAUGUUUGUUUAUUUUCAUUGCAUUAGUUUGCAUGGGCAGUUAAAUUACUUUGCAUGCUUUGAGAUAAGGAAUAGAAAAACAGAAUGUGCUUGUUAAUCAAUGUCUGAUAUUAUUGCUAAUUUCUGAUUAUGUAACCUUUUUCUUGUGUUUCAAUUUUUUGACAAUGAAUGAAUACAUUAGUU
Molecule: messenger RNA, 1042 nt
Organism: Rubroshorea leprosula
Lineage: Eukaryota; Viridiplantae; Streptophyta; Magnoliopsida; Malvales; Dipterocarpaceae
Source: the annotation of a GenBank genome assembly